AUGGUCAACUCGUGUUGUGGCUCCGUCUGCUCUGACCAGGGCUGUGGCCAGGAGACUUGUUGCCGCCCCAGCUGCUGCCAGACCACCUGCUGCAGGACCACCUGCUGUCGCCCCAGCUGCUGUGGCUCCAGCUGCUGCCGCCCCUGCUGUGGGGGUUCCAGCUGCUGUGGCUCCAGCUGCUGCCAGCCUUGCUGCCGCCCCACCUGCUGCCAGACCACCUGCUGCAGGACCACUUGCUGCCGCCCCAGCUGCUGUGGUUCCAGCUGCUGCAGGCCCAGCUGCUGCAUCUCUAGCUGCUGCCGGCCUUGCUGUGGGGGUUCCAGCUGCUGUGGCUCCAGCUGCUGCCAGCCCUGCUGCCGCCCCACCUGCUGCCAGACCACCUGCUGCCGGACCACCUGCUGCCGCCCCACCUGCUGUGUGUCCAGCUGCUGCCGCCCCUCCUGCUGCAGGACCACUUGCUGCCGCCCCAGCUGCUGUGGUUCCAGCUGCUGCAGGCCCAGCUGCUGCAUCUCUAGCUGCUGCCGGCCCUGCUGUGGGGGUUCCAGCUGCUGUGGCUCCAGCUGCUGCCAGCCUUGCUGCCGCCCCACCUGCUGCCAGACCACCUGCUGCCGGACCACCUGCUGCCGCCCCACCUGCUGUGUGUCCAGCUGCUGCCGCCCCUGCUGUGGGGGUUCCAGCGGCUGUGGCUCGAAUUGCUGUGGCUCCAGCUGCUGCCAGCCUUGCUGCCGCCCCACCUGCUGCCAGACCACCUGCUGCCGGACCACCUGCUGCCGCCCCACCUGCUGUGUGUCCAGCUGCUGCCGCCCCAGCUGUUGCUAGACCCCCUGCCACCACCCACCAACCUGCUCUAGUGGCUCUUGCUGCUGCUGAGUGCCCUGACCUGCACCCUGCUGUUUUCGUCA
Molecule: messenger RNA, 902 nt
Organism: Felis catus (domestic cat)
Lineage: Eukaryota; Metazoa; Chordata; Mammalia; Carnivora; Felidae
Product: keratin-associated protein 4-9-like
Exons: 2
Coding region: 1-819 (272 amino acids)
Cellular component (GO): keratin filament
Source: RefSeq, a predicted model, not a curated record